This is a messenger RNA of Suillus fuscotomentosus, 1142 nucleotides long. RefSeq lists its product as uncharacterized. Lineage: Eukaryota; Fungi; Basidiomycota; Agaricomycetes; Boletales; Suillaceae. The record is from RefSeq and is a predicted model, not a curated record. The transcript has 6 exons. The coding region runs from base 184 to 1011 and encodes 275 amino acids.
CGCGCAUCCGUCGGAUCGACCUAACAUCGAAACCCCCGUGAAACCAGCAUUGACCACGUUCCAUCAUAAUUUGACUCCGCGAUAUUCUGCUUAACAUCAUUUGUGGGCUCGUUGCGGGCUCGUUGUGGACCUUGAAGCAGGUCCUGUGAGGCUGUGAUCGUCACUUUUUCCUAACUUUCUCCCAUGUUCAAUCAGUUGCAAUCGCAGCAACAAGUAUCACAACUUGAAGUUCAAGCUCAGUCCAAUGCAAGUCAGGAAGUACUCGCUGUCGCCUGUGUCAUCGAUGCCUCCCUAGCACUCGCUACAGAAUGGACUCGUGUACUCACAGCGUACAUCCUGCCAAUUCUCAAGCGUCUGAACGAAGCAUACCACGGGCAUAAUUUCCGACUAGCUUUAGUGACGUAUGGCGCUGCGGAUACAUAUCCCAGUCCGCUGUUAUCACAACGUUUCUUUCUCUCCCCAAAUUUUGUGAUGAAGGAAUUGCGUGAGGAUCCCAGGAAAUUAGGAAUUGGUUCAGUAGUUGGUGCAAGGGGGCUAUCCGCCCUGGAGGGAAUGGUUGCUGCUAUCGAGCUCUUUGACAUCUUGCAUGACUCGCUUGCCUUGACUGGUCAGAAGGAUGGUCGAAUGCACGUUUCGCAUAUAAUACAUAUCGCUGGAAGUCCACCCGAUUCUGCGCAAAGGCCCUUACGGAAUACCCUUCCGUAUCUCGACUCAGUAUCAUGGGACACGCUACCAGUAGAACUCAAGAAGAGAAAAAUCAAUCUGAGUCUUGUCACACUACAACAAAUACAACAGUUCCAGGAUGUCCAGUCUGCCACCUCAGCACCAGCUCUACAAACAAAUCCCUGGUUCACUGUCUACCCACCACAUAUACUCAUGCUUUCCGGAUUUCCCCCACUGUCGCAUGUGCAGACCCCAAAACUCAACGUUGCAAAGCGUUCAAACGAAUCUCCUCAAACACCAGAUACAAAACGACAGAAGGGUCAGCGAGAAAAGCUCACCAGCACUUAGCCCGCGUCCUCCUGGAGGAGGUGCCGGUCCAGUAGGCCAGAGACCACCUUCUCGGCAGGUUCUCACACCUUCUGUCCCACCGUCCACCCUACCUCCACCACGUCCGCAAUUGCUCCAACCUUCUCCCAUAC